This is a messenger RNA of Lodderomyces pseudojiufengensis, 2544 nucleotides long. It is a transcript of the gene RAD16, whose product is annotated as DNA repair protein. Gene Ontology annotation, molecular function: metal ion binding; ATP-dependent chromatin remodeler activity; ATP binding. The transcript has a single exon. Lineage: Eukaryota; Fungi; Ascomycota; Pichiomycetes; Serinales; Debaryomycetaceae. The record is from RefSeq and is a predicted model, not a curated record. The coding region runs from base 1 to 2544 and encodes 847 amino acids.
AUGUCAAAGUCAGAAAGUUCAUCGGAUCAAGAAUCAAGUCUGAGUGAUGUUGGUGGAGGUUUUGUGAUUAAUGAUAAGAAUGGCAAUAAGAGAAGAAGAACUAGCACAAGAAGAACACCUCAAAGGAAGACUACUAGGAAGACUUCAUAUGUAGAAAUAUCAGAUAACGACAGUAGUGAUGAAGAAAUAAACUCAGAUACUUUUGCAAACAUUGAAACGCCAAAGCAAACGCGUAAAAACGGAACGCGUUCCAAAAAGGUUACACCUAAAAAAGAUGCUUCAUCUGAUGAUGACGAUGAUGAUGAAGAAUUUACAUUAAGCGUGGACGAAAUCAAAGACGAUAGCUCUUCCGACGAUGAUGUUGAAAUCGUAGGUUCGAGUUUUCAGGAUCCAGAUGGUUCAUCAAGAAAUUUAGCUAUUGAUAUAGGAUCAGAUAAUGAAGAUGAAGUACCGUUGGCGAAUAGACAGCCACCAACACCUCCAUCAUCAACUUCUGAACAGGUAGAUGAACAGCCUAAAAAAAAGCAGAAGCGUGCUCCAGCUAAGAGAAAAAAACCAGCUAAACCCAAAGUAUCACAUUAUGAACGUUCAACUAAUAAUUUAUACACUCAUCAUCCAGAAUUAGUCAAUGUAUUCCCGGAUUUGGCAAAAUAUGAAGGCAUCAAACCUGAAAGAGCACCUCAUCCCGAAGGUAUGACUUUAAAAAUGUUGCCUUUUCAAUUGGAAGGUCUUAAUUGGUUAUUAAAACAAGAAGAAGGUAGGUUUCAAGGUGGUAUAUUGGCAGAUGAAAUGGGUAUGGGUAAAACUAUUCAAACAAUUGGUUUAUUUAUGCAUGACACUACCAAAAAACCGAAUUUAGUUGUUGGUCCAACAGUUGCUCUUAUGCAAUGGAAAAAUGAAAUCGAGAAGCAUACUGACGGAAAAUUAAAAGUUUUGUUGUUUCAUGGUGGUAAUAGAGUUAACAAGGUUAAAGAGUUAGAAGGAUAUGAUGUAAUUUUAACAUCAUAUUCGGUUUUAGAAUCCUCAUUUAGAAAACAAAAUUAUGGAUUUAAAAGAAAGGGAAAUAUGGUGAAAGAAAAAUCAGCUUUACAUAAUACUGUAUUUUAUAGAGUAGUUUUGGAUGAAGCUCAUAAUAUUAAAGACAGAACCUCAGGAACUGCUAGAGCAGCCAAUCAUUUAAAAACCAAAAAAAGAUGGUGUUUAACAGGUACCCCAUUACAAAAUAGAAUUGGUGAAAUUUAUUCAUUAAUUAGAUAUAUGAAAUUGUGGCCAUUUCAUAUGUAUUUUUGUACGAAAUGUGACUGUUCAAGUAAUGAUUGGAAAUUUUCAAAUGGUAGAACUUGUGAUGGUUGUGGACAUACUGGAAUGUUACAUACAAAUUAUUUCAAUCAUUUCACUUUAAAAAACAUUUUAAAAUUUGGUUUAGAAGGUGAUGGUAUGGAAAGUUUCAAAAAUUUAAGAUUAUUAUUAAAUAAUAUUAUGUUAAGAAGAACCAAAAUUGAAAGAGCUGAUGAUUUGGGUUUACCACCUAGAAUUGUUGAAAUUAGACAUGAUAGAUUUAAUGAAGAAGAAAGAGAUUUAUAUACAUCACUCUAUAGUGAUUCAAAAAGAAAAUUCAAUGAUUACGUUGCUGAAGGUGUUGUUUUGAACAAUUAUGCAAAUAUUUUUACAUUGAUUACAAGAAUGAGACAAUUAGCUGAUCAUCCAGAUUUGGUAUUAAAAAGAUAUGGUACUAAUCAAAUUGCAAACCAUAUAGAUGGUGUUAUAAUGUGUCAAAUUUGUGAUGAUGAAGCUGAAGAACCUAUUGAAUCUAAAUGUCAUCAUAGAUUUUGUAGAAUGUGUGUUCAAGAAUAUAUUGAAUCGUUUGAUGGUGCUAGUAAUAAAUUGACUUGUCCUGUAUGUCAUAUUGGAUUAUCGAUAGACUUAGAACAACCUUCAAUAGAAGUUGAUGAAGAAUUAUUCACAAAAGCAUCAAUUGUAAACCGUAUUAAACAAGGGUCACAUGGUGGAGAAUGGAGAUCAUCAACAAAGAUUGAAGCAUUAGUUGAAGAAUUAUAUAAAUUAAGGUCAGAUAAGCACACUAUUAAAUCAAUUGUAUUUUCACAAUUUACAUCAAUGUUAGAUUUAAUUGAAUGGAGAUUGAAAAGAGCAGGUUUUAAAACAGCAAAAUUAUCAGGAUCUAUGUCACCACAACAAAGAGAUAAUACGAUUAAAUAUUUCAUGGAUAAUAUAGAAGUUGAAGUAUUUUUGGUCUCAUUAAAAGCUGGUGGUGUUGCAUUAAAUUUAUGUGAAGCAUCUCAAGUGUUUUUGAUGGAUCCAUGGUGGAACCCAAGUGUUGAAUGGCAAUCUAUGGAUAGAGUUCAUAGGAUUGGUCAAAAAAGACCAAUUCGUAUAACAAGAUUUUGCAUAGAAGAUAGUAUUGAACUGAAAAUUAUUGAAUUACAAGAGAAAAAAGCCAAUAUGAUUCAUGCAACAAUCAAUCAUGAUGAAGCAGCUGUUAGUAAAUUAACUCCGGAUGAUUUACAGUUUUUGUUCAUGAAUUAA